AGCAUAGGAAAAUCCGGACGAGUUGGUGAAAGAGUCUCCUCCACUUUGACCAAAUGCGGAUUGUGUCUCUCCUGAAGAACAGUUUAUUCGCACCUGAAGAAGAGGAGGAAGACGAUGAAGAUGAUGAAGACGAUGAAGAUGAUGAUGACGACGAUGAGGAUGACGAUUUGGCUGAAGACUUCUUCUUUUUGCUACUAAGUAAAAGGAAUACGACUACACCUACAAUAACAAGCAAAAGAACUCCGCCACCUACUGCUAUCCAUAUCCACAUAGUUUUGCUACUUCCUUCUUUUGGUUUCUUAGCAGUAGUAGAAACUGCCGUCUGUGUAGUUGGAGAAGCCGUUUUCUUCGAAGAUGCCUGUGAAGAUGUCGGUGACUUUAGCAAACUCUGAGAAGAUGGUACUGAGUUGGGUUGAUAAUCCUUCACUUUUGAUAUUCCUUCAAUAGAUGAGAUUUUGCUACUAGUAAAUCCCUUCGAAUUUGA
Messenger RNA from Galdieria sulphuraria, 484 nucleotides. RefSeq lists its product as uncharacterized. The record is from RefSeq and is a predicted model, not a curated record. NCBI's taxonomy places the organism in Eukaryota, Rhodophyta, Bangiophyceae, Galdieriales, Galdieriaceae. The transcript has 2 exons. The coding region runs from base 54 to 392 and encodes 112 amino acids.